AUGGAUGGUGACUUAAAUACAUCUUCAUCCCCAGUCAGUGGUGAACUGGAGGGUGACGAACUGGAGGGUUACUACGUUAAUCUCGGAGCUCGAAGAUGGCUCGCAGCAUGGCUCGGGUCCAUUGCCGUCGUCGGGUUCUUCGGUAAUGUCCUCGUGGUUACCUGCGUCAUCCUAUAUCCGAAGCUGCGUACGAUCACUAACGUGUACCUCACUAGCCUGGCUGUCAGCGAUAUUCUGGUGAGUUUGACCAUUCCGUGGAUCAUAGUCGGAAUGGUAUCUACCAGGGGUUGGCCGUUUCCAGAUGAAACCUGUAUCAUUGUGGCUAUACUUCGGUUCACCAGCAGUGGCAGCAGUGUGUGGCACUUGGUUGCUAUUGGUUUUAACCGCAUGUUUCUCAUCACCACUUCGACGUCAACGUAUAAAAAGAUAUACAGCCGUGUUAACACUGCAAUCAUUCUUUUUGUCACAUGGCUAAUUCCUUUCUCCGUCAUUAUUGUGCCUUAUGCCAUCGGUGCCACGCAACUGGGCUAUGAUGACGGUCCCAAGCUUUGCAGUGAUCUUGAAGAUCGGCCGGACGGAACUGAAAACCUUACCCAUACCUACCUUGCCGGGACUUUUCUGACUUGUAUACCACUUUUCAUUGUAAUAUGCGUGUAUCUGCGAAUUUUCGUACACAUCAAACAGCAUGUGAGGAAGCAGAAAGCAUGGUCCUCUGGUCAACAACAGGAGAACACUAGAACUACUGGAACGACCGCAACCGCGCAAGACACAGUAUCACCCGAGCAGCAAUCAAAGCAGAAUACCGCGGGACUUGGCACAAGUACGACCGUGCAAGACCCGGAAUCGAGCGGUAAGCAGCAGAACAUCGCGGUGGCGUCUGUUAGCGCGACCGUGGCGAGCACCGUGACAGAAUCGACCGGCACUGGGGCACAAGUCCAAAACAACAAUCCAACAGAGCGAACUGUUCAGAAUCCCACCGCUGCCAACAGAAGACUUCCAGUCAAGAAAGGCAAGGAUCUUGAGACUCGCAUCACGAAGAACACUUUCUAUGUGACUCUCGGGUUCUUUCUAUGUAUCCUUCCAUACGGUGUUUAUAUUCUCGGCGGAGGAUGGUUCAGAAUCAAGGGUACACCUUUGGCACAGGCUUUCCUCCUGUUCAACAUCUGCAUGAACCCAGUGAUUUACGGUACGAAGCAUCCACACUUCAGGGUUGCCAUAAGGAAUAUCUUCUCGAGACGAUUGUCAGGUGCACUUGUCACGAGUAACUCCGUCGAUCCUGCUAAUCAUACCCAAGGGAGUACUUGAUCAAUUAUUAACUAUUUGAUUUGCACUUGUCAUAAACCACAAACUUCGUUAUUUGGGUCAUUUUGCACUUUCAAUGGAAAUGCAUUUGAUAUACACUAUAGUUUGGUCGGAAACUGGGUCCCGUGCAACAUGAGAGAACUAAGACCAACAACGGAAAGGAGUGGGGGUGGGUUGACAGACUCCCGUUAGGGUAGAUUCUGA
This is a messenger RNA of Lytechinus variegatus (green sea urchin), 1506 nucleotides long. Its product is annotated as beta-3 adrenergic receptor-like. Gene Ontology annotation, biological process: G protein-coupled receptor signaling pathway. The coding region runs from base 1 to 1305 and encodes 434 amino acids. Gene Ontology annotation, molecular function: G protein-coupled receptor activity. Lineage: Eukaryota; Metazoa; Echinodermata; Echinoidea; Temnopleuroida; Toxopneustidae. The transcript has 3 exons. The record is from RefSeq and is a predicted model, not a curated record. Gene Ontology annotation, cellular component: membrane.